Molecule: messenger RNA, 246 nt
Organism: Monoraphidium neglectum
Lineage: Eukaryota; Viridiplantae; Chlorophyta; Chlorophyceae; Sphaeropleales; Selenastraceae
Product: omega-6-FAD, chloroplast isoform
Exons: 4
Coding region: 1-246 (81 amino acids)
Source: RefSeq, a predicted model, not a curated record
AUGGCCGCGGCGAUGCAGACUUCGCGGCAGCUCACUUGCUAUAUCUACGCAGGUCUGCCCCUUCUGGCGCCGCGCAGCCGGCCCCAGGUGGCGCGCAAGGCCGCCGCCAUCCAGGUGCCCAUCAUGGAGCUGUCUGACGCGGAUCGUGCUCAGAUGGCGAAGGAGCUGGGCUACAUCCAGAUCGGCCGGGAGGUGCCCUCCAGCUACUCCCUUACUGAUGUGGUCAAGUCCAUGCCCCAGGAGUGA